GGGGCGAUGGGAAGAUGGCGGCCGGCAGCAGCGGUGGCCCUGGUGCUCCGUGCCGGCACCACGCGCAGCUGGGAGCCUGCGAGUCGCGCGCCAAGUACCGCGAGGGGUGGCGGCCGCGUGCCGUGAAGGGAUGAGCUGCUUGGCUGCCUACUGUACAUAGUGAGCCAUCAAAAAGCUUUGCGUAGAGUCUAUUAUGUGACAGUCACUACACAAAGCAGAAGAGAAUGGUUGGUUCAGUUUUUAAUCUGCUGGGAGAAGACCUGGUUUCUCUCAGCAUCCAGAUUUUAUCUGUGUGUCUUAAAAACGUAUGCGGUUGGAUCACCGUGGCAAGGAGACAACUCUGCACACAGAGGAUAUACCCCAGGGAAUUGUGGUAAUUGUUUUUUAACUCCCUGUGUAGAAAAAAGCAGUUUUCCUCACCUACAUGACUUCUUUGCCGAUGAAGAAGACCAAUUUUUCAGGGAUUUUUUCUCAUAUGAACUGGUUACUGGUACAUCUUGCAUGGAAGUUGGCCAGAGACAUAAGAGAUUUUACUCAGCAACUGGCAGUAGUACUCUGACCUUGUGCAGAAAAGUCAUCUCAUCUGUGUUUUACUAUGCAUGAGAGGCACGAGUUCAGCUCUUGCUCAGUGAUGAAGAGGCCCCAAAUAACCAUGGAUUUUACUGUCCUGCAAAGCAGAGUACAUAGGGGUUUUCAGCAUCCUGAGAGGAUUUGGAGAAAACCAUAAAACAUGGAGAAAAUGCGUGCCUUUUGCAAUAAAGCAAGAAUGGGAAUGGUUUUGAAUAGUCUUUGUUUUUGUUUUUUUUCAGGUUUACACUAUCAACUUGGAAUCUCGCUAUAUACUGAUACAAGGAGUUCCUGCAUUAGGUGUUAUGAAGGAAUUAGUUGAACAAUUUGCAUUAUAUGGUGCCAUUGAGGAAUAUCAUGCUCUAGAUGAAUAUCCAGCAGAACAGUUUACUGAAGUGUACCUUAUAAAAUUCAAAAAACUGCAAUGUGCAAGGGUGGCCAAGAAAAAAAUGGAUGAACGAAGUUUCUUUGGUAGUUUGCUGCACGUAUGCUAUGCUCCAGAAUUUGAAACAGUCCAAGAAACUAGAGAGAAGUUGCAGGAUAGAAGAAAGUAUAUAGCAAAAGCAACAAAUCAAAGAGAUUGCUUUAUUUUAAAGAAAGUAGAAGGCCCUAAGAAGACAGCCUCAAAUAACUCUGAGCAUGACUGUCCAUGGAGUACAUCAGGAUCAAGUACAGCCAGUAACUGGGAUCCAUCCUGCUUUACAAGUUCUCCUGGGGUAUCCCACAACACAGCAUAUCCAUCUGGGAAUCAGAAUCAGAGCCUGUUAACAUCUCCACACUAUGAUAACAAUUGUGCUGAAAUUUCUGGGUACUUUGGUCAAAACACAUCUUUAACUCCAAGUUACACUCCACCAGCUUCCUUAAUGCAGCACAGAAUGGUUCCAGCUUGCAGUGGAAUUGACAGGUUUAUGCCUCGUACAACUCACCUACAAGAACGUAAGAGGAAGAGAGAAGAAAGUAACAAGUUUUCCCUCAUUGGAACAAGUGAGGACAAUACUGAAGUUGUUAUUGGUCCACAACUACCAGAAAUACCUAAAGUGGAUAUGGAUGAUGAGUCUUUGAAUACUUCAGCUACAUUAAUUCGAAAUAAACUGAAAGAGGUAGCAGAUUCUGUUUCAACAUCUGUGGAAAAGCCAGAGAGCAGCUCAGCCAAACCAGUUCUAAAGCAGAGAAGAAGAAUAUAGAUACUGCUGGCAGCAUCUUCCAACAGUCCUUUUGUAAAGAAUAUAGUUUAAAAUAUGUAUUUUUUUAAUGUAAAAAAUAAAACUUUCUUUAUACUGUA
Haemorhous mexicanus (house finch) is the source of this 1849-nucleotide messenger RNA. RefSeq names its product RNA binding motif protein 48 (gene RBM48). The coding region runs from base 873 to 1751 and encodes 292 amino acids. The record is from RefSeq and is a predicted model, not a curated record. NCBI's taxonomy places the organism in Eukaryota, Metazoa, Chordata, Aves, Passeriformes, Fringillidae. Gene Ontology annotation, molecular function: nucleic acid binding. Gene Ontology annotation, cellular component: nucleoplasm. The transcript is spliced from 5 exons.